Molecule: messenger RNA, 2054 nt
Organism: Grammomys surdaster
Lineage: Eukaryota; Metazoa; Chordata; Mammalia; Rodentia; Muridae
Gene: Cdc25c
Product: cell division cycle 25C
Exons: 14
Coding region: 433-1800 (455 amino acids)
Biological process (GO): positive regulation of G2/M transition of mitotic cell cycle; G2/M transition of mitotic cell cycle; positive regulation of G2/MI transition of meiotic cell cycle
Cellular component (GO): nucleus; cytoplasm
Molecular function (GO): protein tyrosine phosphatase activity
Source: RefSeq, a predicted model, not a curated record
AGAGAAACCACAAAGCUGAACUUCUGGCUACGUGUAUGCAAUUUUAAAUCUAAGAGCUGCUUCUGUUCCUCAGAUUCCUUGUCUUUCGGUGGAGUCUUUGCUUCCUUCCAGUCCUGCAGGAGUUUUUUUUUUCCCCUCACAAAAUUCAAAUCGGCCUUUAAACUUAAGGUGCUGGGAUUAAAGACGUGCACCACCACCGCCCGGCCAAACCAGUCUUCUCUUCCUUUGAAGUCCUGAGCUUGUCCGACGUCUGUAAGUUUUUGCCCUGAGCAACUGCAUUGUAACAUUCCAGGAGGUUAUACUUCGUCCUACGGGGAUGCUCCUCCACCCGGGUUCAGCGGGGCACUGAAAAGGGUGGAGAGACUGGAGUUGUUGAAUAUCUGGAGUGUUCUUCUACGUAGCCCCACCUUCCUCGGUGAAGACUCCGAAGUCAUGUCUACAGGACCUUUUCUAUCUGCAAGUGAAGAGAGAAGUUCUGUUUCAGCACCCAGUUUUAGAUCAAAACAAAGGAAGAUGUUACACCUACUUUUGGAGAGAAACACUUCUUUUACCAUCCGUUCAGAUUUCCCUGAAUCUCCGGGAGACAAACUCCAUGACUCGGCAAACCUAAGCAUUCUGUCAGGAGGAACCCCAAAAUGUUGCCUUGACCUUUCAAAUCUUAGCAAUGGAGAGAUGUCUGCUUCUCAGCGUACUACUUCUGCUGACCUUGAAGAGAAUGGUUCUUUGGAUUCGUCAGGACCUCAGGAUGUACAGUUAGCUGGCAAGGAUUUUCACCAGGACAUUAUGAAAGGCAUCCCAGUACAGCUUCUUUGUAGUACCCCAAAUGCUUUGGAUCGUGGCCACAGAAAGAAGGAUGUGAAGUGUAGCACAUCUGCACAUAAAGAAAACAUAAACACCAGUUUACAGGCACUGGAAUGGGAGGCACCUAGGACCCCAAGGUUUCAGAAAACGCAUGGAGGUCCUUUGGCUUCUCCUCUCUGUGAGCUGGAAAAUGGAAUCUUGGUGGAGAGUGAAAUGAAGUAUCUGGGCAGUCCUAUUACUACAGUUCCAAAACUGAGUCAAAAUCUAAAGCUAGAAGACCAAGAAGGGACUUCAGAAGACCCAAUGGAGUGUUCCCUGGAAGACCAAAAUACCAAGGGCUUAAGUCUAAAGAAGAUUGUCCCUCUCGCUGACAUGGCUACCAUUCAGAUGGAGGAGGAAGAUUCUGACUCAGAGCAUCUGAUUGGUGAUUUCUCAAAGGUGUGUGUGCUGCCAACGGUGCCAGGGAAACACCGGGAUCUGAAGUAUAUCAGCCCAGACACAGUGGCUGCUUUGCUGUCUGGAAAGUUCCAGAGUGUGAUCGAGAGGUUUUAUGUCAUUGAUUGCCGCUAUCCAUAUGAGUACCUGGGAGGACACAUCCUGGGAGCCUUAAACCUGUACAGUCAGAAGGAACUACAUGAGUUCUUUCUGAAGAAGCCUGUUGUCCCUCUGGACACCCAGAAAAGAGUCAUCAUUGUGUUCCUCUGUGAAUUCUCCUCAGAGAGAGGCCCCCGAAUGUGCCGUUCUCUGAGAAAAAAAGAUAGGGCUCUGAACCAGUAUCCGGCAUUAUACUACCCCGAGCUGUAUAUCCUCAAAGGGGGCUACAGAGAUUUCUUUCCAGAAUAUAUGGAGCUGUGUGAACCGCAGAGCUACUGUCCUAUGCUUCACCAGGACCACCAGGCUGAGCUGCUGAGCUGGCGAAGCCAGAGCAAAGCCCAGGAAGGGGAGCGGCAGCUGCAGGAACAGAUUGCCCUUCUGGUCAAGGAUGUGAGCCCACAAUAGGGACUAUAAUAGUGGCAGUGAAGACACUACAGACCCUGAACAGGAGGAGUCAUCUUCCAUGUCGCUAACCCCAUUUUUGUGUCUGCAAACACGGGCUUAGCCAGGCAUGCUACAAACGCCUUUAGUCCUCCCAGUACUAAGGAGGCAAAGGCAGGAGGAUCUUUGCGUUUGGAGCCAGUCUGGUCUACAUGUGACUCUGUCUCAAAAACAAAACAAACAAGACCCAUUAAACAAAAAUCUCUAGGUGUCUAUAA